Molecule: messenger RNA, 5073 nt
Organism: Nasonia vitripennis (jewel wasp)
Lineage: Eukaryota; Metazoa; Arthropoda; Insecta; Hymenoptera; Pteromalidae
Product: ankyrin repeat domain-containing protein 27
Exons: 9
Coding region: 486-3395 (969 amino acids)
Biological process (GO): early endosome to late endosome transport
Cellular component (GO): transport vesicle; late endosome; plasma membrane
Molecular function (GO): guanyl-nucleotide exchange factor activity; SNARE binding
Source: RefSeq, a predicted model, not a curated record
UGAGUAACUCGAGAGUUGCUCUCGCGCCCGCACGCACUCCUUCAAGUGCAGUACACACAGCCAGACACAGCACAGUUGCUCUCUCCCACAACACAACACUAGUCACACAUUACCAUAUACAUAAUAGGUAUACGCCAUAUGUACAACGCACACGUAAACAACGAAGUUCAAGCGCUGCACGUCAUCUGCACAGCAUAUCUCGUAGGUUAUGUUACCCUCGUCUCUCGUCGGCCGUGUCGCGCGAGCAGCGAGAACUGCAUCAGCAUAAGUACAUGCAUAGAGGAAAACAAACGCCGCGUAAAUAAAUCGCCGAGCCGAUUGAUAAGCAGCUAGCUGACCGUGAUAAUCUCCCUUCGUCAUCAUCAUGAGUCCAACGUCGAACCUCCGAGACGUGUCUGAGAAGUGCGACGCCGUCGCCUGGCCAAGGAAACCGACCACCGAGAGAACGACGAGCGCAUCGCCGUCGACCGGGCCACUGCUGUCCCAUGUGCCGUGAUGCCGCUUCUCUGUUCGCCUGCUUGCUUGGACCAGCAGCGCUUUAUUUUUACCCGCUGCUGUUGCGGCAACGGAGAAGACGUCAAAGACGACGUCAGCGGAGAACACCGUCUGGAAUUUUCCGACAACGACUGCUCUUUUCCUGGAAAGGGCGCGGCGAUACUUCAGUGGACGGAGAUACAUGGCUCAACUCCAUGAUGGAGUUCAAUUACGACGAGGAUUUGUCACAGAACAGCUUCUUCCAAACUCUCCAAGAGGACUACCAGCCAAUCUUCAACAGAGCCAUCGGAGAAGGUUGGAUCAUAUGUGUUCCUCGCUGUGGAACAUUUACAAAGGGUGCAUUGACCAAGGAAGACUUUUUGGGUCAUAUAUUAAUUCCCAAUGACGAAUUGCCUGGUACUCAUUUUCACACAUUGACUGACACGGAGGUGCGACUUUACAAUAGAGCAUUGACAAUCGAGUGCGAGGAUUCGGAGCCGCGAUCCUUGCAUUUAUUAUUCGAAGAAACUUUUUAUACAGAAGAUAACAACAAGUAUUGCGUAUGGUGUAUAGAAGGCCUCUUGGAGCAAGGCACAACCAGCUCGCGCGAUGAAGUACCGGUAGUAAGCUCGCUGAAAGAAUGCGUGGACUUGUUGUGGGCCGAAGUGAGCGACAAGAGCGUACUUAAAGAGCUUGACGCUGCGAUCGAGGAAUUUGAGCGGGCGCACAGCAAGAGCCUUGAGAACGAAUGUCUACAGAUGCAACGCGACCUCGUGAGCAUGCUCUACGCCAAGGGGCUGCGAAUUCUUCUUAAAGAUAACGGCUUACGCGAACGUACACUCGAGAGCCGAUACUUUAUGCAGACGAUCAAAUUGUGCGCCGAGACGUACGUGCUACACGGACUGCGGAAAAUACUACCUCAGGCGGUUUCCUUCUGCACUGCAGCUGAAGAUGCGAGUCUCAAUAAGAUCAUCAAGAACCUGCACGACCUACAGCUUGCCGAUUUUGGCGUGAGACCCGACCUGUAUGACGGCGUGACGAGAGCCAAACUGGAGCUGUCAAGACUGGAUAGCUACUUCACGGUACUGGGCAAGACGAGCUGUUUAAAGCGCGCUGCACGUUUCGUUUCCCAGGGAGAGAGCUCGGUUUCUUCAGACGAGCUACUGCCGGUACUCAUCUUCCUGGUGGUCAAAUCUGGCCUGGCCUCUUGGUGUGCACAGCUGACCUUCAUGAAGCAGUUUCGUUACUCGGCAAGUUCGGCUUAUGAAGCUGAUGAAGCCGGUUUUCUGGUGACUUCACUCGAGGCCGCAGUUGAGCACGUUAAGUCUGGUUCUGUGAGGCAAGCGCCAAGUGAAGCGCAACUUGACAAGGUUGAUGGCCAGGUAAAAUCGACUGAUGAGAAGAAUGGUUUAGAAGAGAGUGAUAGUCAAGGCGGCCUAAUGGGAGAACUCUUCGAACACGCGAAGAGCGGAAACCUGAGCGAAGUACAAAGAAUACUGACUGAUGAUGCCGAAGGUGCCUCGAAAGAGACGAAGCUGUGCCAUCCACUGUGCCUGUGCGAGAGCUGCGAGCGUAGUCUCUCGCGUAGCUCGGACUCAGAGCUGCCGGCAGGUUUGCUCUGGCGUGACGACCGCGGUCAGGGUUGUCUACAAUUGGCCUGUGUUCACGGCCAGGUGACCGUAGUGGAUUACCUCCUGGAGCGCGGAGCUGACCCCAACGACGUCGAUGCUGAAGGCGUGAAUUGCCUUCACUGCGCCGCGGCCAGAGGACACCAGAACACUCUACUAUUGCUGCUGCAUGCCAACGCACGAAUCGACGCCACCGAUGCUCGGGGUAACAGUGCCCUGCACUUCGCCGCUGAUCACGGACACGAUGCUUGCGUCAAAGCAUUGUUAUAUUUUGCAGAGCGUGGCAGAGUACCACUCAAUGUUAGCGCAGCAAAUCAGCAGGGCGACACGCCGCUGCAUUUCGCAUCAAAGUGGGGCUACAGUAGCAUAGUCGAGAUUUUGUUAGAGUAUGGCGCGGAUCCGAGUUACAAGAAUCGUCGUGGCCAAACGCCAAUGACUUUGGCACAUAGCGGUCACAUUGCUAGACUGUUCGAGGGCUCGUCCUCGAGAACUAGCACGCCUACUGGCUCCUCUGGUUAUGGUAGCGGUGUAAAGGAGUCUAUUGCCGAGGCUGUAGGUGACGACCACUCGGCCAAGUCAGGAUCGGCUGCUUCAACUCCCAGCAGACUCGGUUAUCACCGCAGUAGCUUAACUGAAGGUAUGCACAAAAUCGAUCGACUUUUCGCCGCUGUAGCCGAAGGAGACAUCAGAUUGGCGUCGUAUUACUUGGGUCUUGAAGGACCUUGUAACAAGACGUAUAUUUCAGAACAGGACGAACCAAAAUUCUGUCAUCCGCUGUGCAACUGCGAAAAGUGCGUGUCGAUCGAGGAGCUAUCGUACGAAAAGGAGACCAAACCACCUAUUGCUAUCAAUGCUGUGAACAGCAGUGGCGAGACAGCGCUUCACAUUGCUAGCGCAGUUGGCUGCACGGAGAUCAUACAGGUCUUACUGGAUGCCGGUGCAAAAGUAAACUUGGUAACGCGCUCGGAAGGUCGAACACCCCUUCACCUAGCUUGUAUGCAUGAUCGUACCAAGACCGUCAAAAUGCUGCUCAGUUGUGGUUCCUGUAACCCGGACGCUAAGGACAAUGCUCGUGACACUCCUCUGCAUCUGUCCAGUCGCGCUGGAAACGUGCGAAUUGUUGAAAUGUUAGUGCGUCACGGUGCUAACCCCAGGAUACGCAAUUUAGCCGGUGCCACACCUCUCGACGAGGUCGAGCGAAUUAAGUCGGACGACAUCUUUCUGUCAUUGGCGCUCAGCAACAUCGCUAAAAUAUUAAAAAAUGUCAGUGUCACGACCAACGCUAGUCAAUAGUUUCGUUGGCGAUAGCAAUGUGUUGUUCGGGACGUUUUAUCAAGGUAAAAUAUCUGGAGGUUUGCGGGUUUAUAUUUUAUGUUGAACUUGUUUCCACGGAAAUUUUACGAUAUUAACCACUUAGUGAAAAAUUCGUUAAUAAAAAGAAAGAUGUCAAAUGCUUAUCAAUUUUUGCCCAUAUUGCAAAGUGACAUUUGUCGUUUCAGAAUUCUCCAUUUAAUUGGUUGUAUUAAGAUAAAUAUCUUAUCUUUUAAAUAAGUUAAUCCGAAAAUAAUGUUGAUUAAUAAAUUGAUAAAACAUUUCAUUAUAUUAUAGCCAUAAUCGAUGCAUUUGUAACAUGAUUUCUUUUUAAAUUAUGAAUUAACAUCACUUUAACGACUUGUAGCAAUAAGAACUUCUCUGGAAUGUUGAUCGGUUGAAAACGUAAUUGUAGGAUUUGUUUCAAAUUGUUAUGUAUAAAUUUUAUAUUGAAAUACAUUGUGAUUAAUGAUAAUUGUCAAACGACGUUAAUGCAUCGACUACAUAAUUGGGUAUUUAUUGAGUCAAUUGGUUAAUAUCGAAUUUGUUAUCAGUUUUUGUAUCUCUAGUCUGUAACGUGUGAUCAUAAAAGUAUCAACUUAUAAUAUUUAUUCCAUUCUCCUGAUUAUAAACGAAAAAAUUAGCAUACUCAGUACUUUAAAUGAAGUAAAAAUAUAUACGUUAAACCCAUGACAUAACAUAAAAGACAAAUACCCAAUUAUAUCUUUUUCUUUGAGCGGUUUAUGCUUAUUUUUGUUACAAAUAAUAACUGCCUUACAAGAAUCAAAGUUUAGCCAUAUAGUUCCAAUCAGGUGUAAAAAUGUACUUUCAUAAGUAUAGCUAAAAGUAGAAACAUCACAAAACACGAUAUUAUAAGGGCAUAUUUUAAUUAUAGAGUUAAACAAAGUAAUUGAUAUAAUAAUAAGUUACAGAAAAAAUAAGAAAAAGUUAAAAUGACUAGGAAGACGUGUGUUACAAUUCGAAUAAAUUUUAAUAAAAUAUUUAUAUGGCUACUAACAAAAUCUAGUGUGCUUAUCUUUUAGUUCAUUUUGUUAAAAACAGUUGUUAAUCUUCAUAAUGAAGGAAAAAAGUCAAACGAGUCAUUUUAACUAUAAAACUCGUCUCUUCAGCGUUGUUAGAUUAAAGUAACUCUCUUUAAAUAAACAUAGGUGAAUAGUUAUUUUUAUACAAGAUGCCAAGCAAAAAGUCAAAACUAUAUUAACUUGUAAUGAAAUAGAAAAUACUAUUGAAUCGUUGAAAUUUUUUAUUUUAUCUUAACCUUCAUUGUACAUUAUUUGAUAGAAUUUUUUAUUAAACUAACGCAUUUUAUUUACUAAAUAUGCAAAUCAUGUUUUUAUCAUUCACUUUGUGUGAACAUGAAACCAAAAAUUGUGAUAUAUGUAUGUUAUGUCAAAAUCAUUUGUAUAUUUUUUAAUAUUUAAUUUUAUUCUAUUUAAAUAAUUUCUUUCUUCUUAUCAAAGUGCAAUAUCAAAACUGCAAACGAUUAUCAGUGAUGUAUAGUAAAACAUGAUUUUUAAAUAAAAUAUACAUAUAAAUAUAUAUUCUGGACUCCUAUUUACAGUUAGUGCAGCAUUUAUCAUAUAAAAGUGAACCCAUAUUUUGUGCUAAGAAAAACACCUGUCGUCAAAAAAUGUAAUCA